GCCUAAUAGAAUAAAUUAGCGUUUCUUUUACUCGCAUUCAUUGAAGUGACUGUCCAGAAUUCAAUCAGAGCUUUAGAAACAAGUAUGUCUAUAGCUUAAUUGAUCAUAUUUAACUACUGGAAUAAAAACGUUUGAUCUUAACAAAAGAGUUGGCAGAGACCGAUGCAAAAUUGACCGAGUUGGCCAACCAAAAUCGCAAGUAACACUUGAAAUUAUUAGAAACAUGGAGCGAUUAAGACCCUUAAUUGGUUUCGAAUUUUGUAGCGUCUACGUGCACUUGUUCGGCUGACGUUCCAAAAACAAUCGAUAAGAUACCCAGCUCCUGCGAAGAUCUCCAAACUGUUAAUACGAGAAGUGAACUGUACUCCAUAAUGGGUAGCAAUCAAGCGGAAACCGUUUACUGCGAUUUCACCAAAGGUAUCAGCGAUCCAGCUUUCCAAAAAUGGAUUGGCUAUCAAGACGUCAAAUCAAAGCCAGUCUACUUCCACGUCCAAUAUACUGAAGGCUCUGCGGACACAGCCGUACCGAUUCGGUUUGAAAAUGCGGUGUACAACACUGGAAAUGGCAUGACCAUUGAAACCGGGGAAUUCAAAGCCCCCGUUAAAGGAACUUACUUCUUUUCUUUUGCUUCAAUUUUAGUAUUUAUAGCUGAUGGCAGACCACUUACAUUACUUAACAUUUACAAAAUUGAUAUCCCGGUAGCCGUUUCCGGGUAAUCCCAAGGCGAAUCCCCAUCAUCUUCCGGAUAUCCGAUAACAAUUCAGUCUACCCUAGAGUUGCUUCCCAGCGAUACAGUCUGGGUCCAGAUGGACAACAUGGUUGACGGCAAGUUAGAGGGCGGUGCAACGACUUUUACUGGCUGGCAUUUACAAGAAAAUAUCACCGUUUCGCUGUAAUGUGGGGCAGAAACG
Messenger RNA from Daphnia magna, 911 nucleotides. RefSeq lists its product as uncharacterized. Gene Ontology annotation, molecular function: protein binding. NCBI's taxonomy places the organism in Eukaryota, Metazoa, Arthropoda, Branchiopoda, Diplostraca, Daphniidae. The coding region runs from base 372 to 716 and encodes 114 amino acids. The transcript is spliced from 2 exons. The record is from RefSeq and is a predicted model, not a curated record.